Messenger RNA from Xenia sp. Carnegie-2017, 1494 nucleotides. Its product is annotated as monoglyceride lipase-like. NCBI's taxonomy places the organism in Eukaryota, Metazoa, Cnidaria, Anthozoa, Malacalcyonacea, Xeniidae. Gene Ontology annotation, molecular function: lipase activity. The record is from RefSeq and is a predicted model, not a curated record. The coding region runs from base 109 to 1026 and encodes 305 amino acids. Gene Ontology annotation, cellular component: membrane. The transcript is spliced from 7 exons.
AUAUUUAAAUGCAAAUUAAAAAUACUAAGCUGAAGGUCAUAAUAACAUUUGAACAUUCAAAGCAAUUUCCAUCUCUUUUCGAGUCUGUAAUAACAGCUGUCGUCGGAAAUGGACGAAGGUCGAAAUACAAACGACAACAUAAUUUACACAGAAAAUGGUAAAGAGCUAAUCUUUGCAGAAGAAACGGCGCGUCUGAAGUCAGAUGUCGAUGUAUACAAAUGGCGAUUGCAACCGAAAAAUGAAAAGCUUAGGGGAAUACUGUUCUUUGCCCAUGGCUAUGCAGAACACUCGCGUUGCCGGGACGAGUUUGUUAGGUUGUUAUGCGCUGAAUUGAACAUUAUUGUAAUUAGUCAUGACUACGUCGGCCAUGGAAGAUCCAAAGGGGAAAGAGUUUACAUUGACACGUUUGAUACCUUCGUGGAAGAUAUUCUUUGUCAUGUCGAUGAGUUCAAUGCCCUGCAUCCCGAUCUUCCAGUAUAUCUCUUUGGUCAUUCCAUGGGCGGUGCGUUAACCAUCUUGACAGCCUGUAGCCGACCAAAUUUUUUCAAAGCAGUGGUUCUCUCUUCUCCAGCUAUAGUUAUCGAUCCAAGUAUUGAGCCUGGCUGUGUUAAGGUUUUCGUAGGGAGAAUAAUCAAUCGGCUAACCCCAAGAUUCCAAAUUCUUCCAAAGAUCGACACAAAUGUUUUAUCUAAAGAUCCAAAAGAGGUAGAAGCGUACGAUUCGGAUCCGCUUAUUUGGCACAGUGGAAUGAAAGUACGCUUCGCUAUAGCCUUUGGCGACGCACUGGAUCGAAUAAAAUUGUUGCUUCCAAGCAUAGAAUGGCCUUUUUUGGUUGUGCACGGAGACGAGGAUAAGAUAACAUACAAAGGAGGUUCAGAACUGCUAGCAAAAGAAGCAAAAAGCAAAGACAAAGAAAUAAAGAUUUACAAAGGUCUAAGGCAUGCAAUGCUAGGAGAAGUAAAAGAGGAAGCAGACGCAGUGGUCGAACACAUCCUUGAAUGGUUACGAAACAGAAUCCCCUCCUGAUACCGAGGAUGAUUACUUACAUGUGUACGCAUACAUAUUAAACUAUAAUUUUCACAAAUUCUAUCUCCAGCUUGUACAUCGGUUUCAACCAUCUCUCUCACUACGUGUUUUUGACGAUCAUGCAAUUUGUGUAAACGAGUUUUCUGAUUUUAUGAUCCACGAAGGCAAACAACUAGUGUAUUGUUAAACAACGUUAAAACGUUUGAUUUGCACGAUGUGUUCUUCAGUUUUAUGUUUAUCAACUUCUUGAACAAAACUAAGUCUUAAACAGAACGCCUGUUUUGCUUGAUCGAAAAAAUGAUGCCACUAAGAUCGAAGUAACACAAUAUUGUAGAAUCCACUGUUUUACGUGUUUUUUAAUGUCAGCUAGCUAGGUAAUUAUAUAUAGGUCCCAUGUAACUCAACUGCAAUGUAAAUCUUACGGAACUGGUCUAAGUGAAUCAGAUGAAAAUAUUAUACUUGGCAUAA